AUGGGAGACCUACCACAUUUCAGUGACCAGAUUGGAGGUUUCAACCUCUCCUCCAUUCCUCCUGCUGAUCCGGCAUACACCCCUCUUCUUUAUCGUCUUAGAGAAGAGACUUUCCAAAACCGAACAACCCAAAUCAGACACGGUUCCAAUCUAAGACGCUUUACACGAGAUGACUCACUCAAUAUCCCAUCUACGAUCAAGGAAAGUUUUGGAAUCGACUUUGAUCAAUUCAUGCACCGAUAUGGAUUGACUGGUUGCGUCGUUGUGCAGAAUGGUGCUAUACGCCUCGAAGAGUAUCGGCAUGGAAACUCCAAAGCUUCGAGGAACGAUGUGCAGUCUGUCACCAAGUCGGUAGUUUCUACGGCAUUGGCUAUUGCCCAGCAGGAGGGAACACUAUCGGUCAAUGAUCCUGUAUCUCGUCAUGUCGAGGAGCUCAAGGGGACUGCUUGGGCAGACGUCCCGCUUCUCGCACUAUCCAGCAUGUCAUCAGGAGUUGUUGAGCAAUCUGAGGACGAAAGACCAGCUGAUGUACCAAACCCAAUAUACGCAACUGAGCUCUACCCCCAGACUGAUCCCGAUGCUGUUCUCAACUGGCUCAAAACCGCGAGGAAGGUGGCCGAGCCAUGGGAAGAGUUUCACUACUACAACCCAAACUACUACGUACUGUCAACAGCUAUAUCUCGUGCUACAAAGGAGCCUCUCGACGAGUAUAUAUCUCGCACGAUAUGGGAACCGGCUGGAAUGCAGUACGAUGGCUAUAUACGUACCACCGCCGCAGGUCACGUUGACGGACAUGGUGGCUUAUCAGUUACUCUGACAGACAUGGCACGUUUUGGGUGUUUUAUUCUAGAUGGGAUGAAGGAAGAAGGAAAAGGACCAAAUGUGCCCCCUGGGUGGUUCCAGGAUAUAUCCGACGCCAAGUACAGUAUUGGAGCCAGGGCUCUCCAUCCCGACAACUUUGUGUCCAACUUUGGCUAUGAGAGCGGUUGGUGGACAACUGGCAGAGGCGAUCCGAAUGAGUACAAGAUGGGAGAUGAUGGUGCUUUUGCGGCUAUUGGAAUGUAUGGACAGGCCAUUUACAUUGUCCCUGGGUUAAAUGCCGUCAUCGCUGUCCAGUCUGGAUAUCCCGAGCAUGAUCUUGAUCUCUUUACUAAGAAUUCUGAGUUUGCGACAUCGAUCUUGAAAGUUCUGAGAGGCCCACGAAGCAAGUAG
Messenger RNA from Fusarium venenatum, 1212 nucleotides. Its product is annotated as beta-lactamase/transpeptidase-like protein. Lineage: Eukaryota; Fungi; Ascomycota; Sordariomycetes; Hypocreales; Nectriaceae. The record is from RefSeq and is a predicted model, not a curated record.